This is a messenger RNA of Trichoderma harzianum CBS 226.95, 2772 nucleotides long. RefSeq lists its product as hypothetical. Gene Ontology annotation, molecular function: zinc ion binding; DNA-binding transcription factor activity, RNA polymerase II-specific; transcription cis-regulatory region binding. The transcript has 6 exons. Gene Ontology annotation, cellular component: nucleus. The coding region runs from base 1 to 2772 and encodes 923 amino acids. NCBI's taxonomy places the organism in Eukaryota, Fungi, Ascomycota, Sordariomycetes, Hypocreales, Hypocreaceae. Gene Ontology annotation, biological process: positive regulation of transcription by RNA polymerase II. The record is from RefSeq and is a predicted model, not a curated record.
AUGGAGGAACAAUCUGUUACAACCGCAAAGGCUACCUUGACGGAGCCCCAGGGCGGCUCUUCACAGCAGAAUGACGGAGGGAAAGACGACUCGAAUCGUAAAAAGACGAGCACAAGAAAGCGAACCAAGACUGGUUGUCUCACCUGUCGUAGAAGACGAAUCAAAUGCGACGAAGGCAGACCAAUUUGCCACAACUGUAUCAAAUCGAGGCGUGACUGUGAAGGAUAUAGCCAAAGAGUCAUAUUUAAGGAACCCCUUGGCUCGUUUUCGUCUCCUUUCAACCAAGCAAUCUUCUCUGGUCCCUCAAACAUUGUUGAUGAAUCUUUGCCUGCACACCGGCAGUCUUCAAGAGGACUGUUUCCAGCUAUCGCGCCGAGGCCACCAAACUUUGACCAACAUCAGCAUGGCUUACCAUUUCAACCUACCUCCGCUCCAUAUCAGCAGCAAUUCCAUCGAGGUCCAGUGUUACAAGAUCCUGCGGCUUACAGUAUGGGUUCUGGACAGUUUCUACAAUCUCCCUACAAUCCACAGUUCCCUAAUCCCCUACUUGCAACAGAGGCCAUCGGAGGACCUGGUUACUUUACUCGGCCUCCUCCCGAAGCUCAGUUUUUCUCUCUCCAAGAUGGCAACUCUGCUGGAGAUAUGCUUGACAAUUUCGGCAAUCUGGGUGGCAACCAUCCCCUCAAUGUUCAUACAGGGACAACCGUGACGCAACCCUUAAAUAACCAUUGGGAGUUCGAUAUGUUGGAUGAUGAAGCUUCUUUGCCUGAUUCUGACGAUGAUUUGCCAGACGUGCGAGGCAACUUACCGCCGAUAAAAAACUUGGUGCCUGAGCGUUGGACUGUAAGUCCCGUGGAUAUCAGCGUCUUUUCGGCCUUCGCCCAAAGCGACGAUGUUCAAGCGCACAUGGAGACCCCUUACUCUUCUGAAUUCUGGGCUAGUGGCCUGAACACGAUCUUCAUGCAUUUCAUCAAUGUAACUGGGCCCGGGAUCUCAAUCUUCGAAGGAGACAUUUCUUCUGCUCUAGAUAGAUCCAGAAUGAAAGCAACAGCUGGAUCUGGAAAGAGCCUAUGGAGCUAUGCAAUUCCCUCGCUGGCGCUUCAACAUCUCGGCCUAUUUCAUGCGAUGCUCGCACUGGCAAGCCUCCAACUCGCAAAGCUUCGAGACAGCCCUCCCACAGCAGCCUUGAGACAUUACCACCGUGCCAUACGCCGCAUAGCGAAAAGCGUCAAGUCGCCUUCCAAGAGGACACAGCCGGCAACUCUUGCUGCCACUCUCUUGCUCAGCUACUUCGAGGUCUGGUCGUCUGAUCACACCAAGUGGUGCAAUCACUUGUUUGGCGCUAGGAUUCUAUUUCGCGAGAUGUCUUUAGGAGAGAUGACUCGAACUUGUUUCCCCGCGAAGCGCAUGAGACAGCGCGAGGAUGCUCGAGGGUAUCAACUAGGACACAUAGGCUCCUAUAUAUAUGGCCCCCAUUGCCACCCAGCGUCAUCACAGAGCGCUCAACAGUCUCUCGACUAUGACUUUUUGAAUGUCAUCACAGGACUUACCUUGUCUCCAGAAGCCUAUGGUGACGUAGAGGGGCAGCUUCCGGACGUGAAAUACUCUUCGGUAACCGACAAGGAAAUUGAAAAAUACGAUAUUAUUUGCGAUCUAUUCUGGUGGUAUUGCAAAAUGGAUGUCUAUCAGAGCAUUUUGGGAGGAACCAAGUUAUUCAUGGAAUAUGACAAUUGGACACAGAUUCCUCCGAGGGCACCCUUUUCAACAUAUUCAUCCGCAUAUGGCACCUAUGACCAUUUGGUUUUGUUGCUUGGCCGCCUUUCAGAUUUUGUGUCGAAAGAUUUAUCCCGGAAACAGAAGGCCAUAGAAGCAAAGGGGGAGAAUGCUGGAACUGGAUCCCCGCCAAUGUUUCCAGGCAUGUUCCCGACGUUUGGGAAAGUGCAGGCCCCCAUGGGAUUUAGUCCUCCACGGGAUGGCACGCCGCACAGUGAUUCUCAGGAUGAACUUGACCCGGAAGCCACUUACGAAGCUGCACUGCAAGAAUGGAAUGCCAUUUACAGUUCCUUUGAGGUAUUUAAGAGCCGCCUUGGGCCCGAAUUCCAACCCCUCGGUGAUGAACCUGACGGUCCAAGAAGGACAAAAACGCCUUUUGGGGACCCGAUAUAUUUUCGAACAUACUCUAUCGCUGGCAUCUGGAUGAACUAUUAUAUGGGGUUCAUUCACCUUUACCGAAGCCACCCCUCGAUGCCGCCAGUUGCAAUGAGGGCAGCGGGGCUGAUGGCUAAGAAGACAGCGGGCUUUGCUCUCAAGAUCGGACAGAUUGCUUCUGGGCUUGCUGCCGACUGCUCAGAGUACGCGGUGAUCAAUACAUAUCUCGGCGCUGCCCUCAUUGAGAGUUCUUUCUGCGUCUUUGUAGCAGGUGUACAGUACAAUGAAACCAGGCAGAGAGAAUGGGUCAUCCAGAGAAUGCAUGAUAUUGCCCGCCUAACUGGAUGGCAGUCUGCCAUGCAGAUUGCCUGUGGCUGUGAAUCGGCAUGGAUAAAAUCUAGCACGAUGGGAGGGCCGGAAUAUACACGACCAACAAUCAUCAACAAUGUCCCGUCUACAAUAUGGAAGAAUCCUCGCCGCAUUGAUAAGAAAAUCGACGAAUCUGAAUCGGGCGAAGAACGGCGGUUAGUACUGGCCAAGGCUGAAAGAACACAUUACGCAAUCGGGAUACUAGCAAUCGAAACAGAACUCGCGAGACUCGAACUUCGAGACGAUUUAAACUAA